AUGGCGAGGAAAUCUGUGCCGUCUCGUUCGCCCAAUAACUCCUCGGUCCCUGAGGAUAAAACCACCAUUAAUCAUUUCCCACAUCUUCACCCAUACGCCGAUCCUACAACCGGUCUCUUGUCCAGGGUGCCGUCCUCAUGGAUUCCAUACUGCCAACUCAUGCGUUUGGAUCGCCCAGGCGGACUUUAUGCGUUCUACUUCCCUUACCUUAUCGGACUAGCUUUCGCUGCAUGCAUAGCUCCAACACCGCCAUCUGUGGCAAAGCUGCUGGCUGUGAUGCUGGAAUUCUUGCCUCUUAGUGUACUUCUUCGCGGCGCUGCAUGUACCUGGAAUGAUACCGUCGAUCAAGAUUUCGACCGGCGUGUGGAGCGCUGCCGGCAUCGACCUGUUGCCCGCGGAGCGAUUUCAACUACCAAGGCCUCAUUAUUCACACUUGCUCAAAUCCUCGGGCUUUAUGCUAUUGUGUCUACGCUUCCAAGCGCAUGCAUGGCGCAUGUAGCCUUCGCCACAAUUCUUUUCUUCAUCUAUGCCUUGAUGAAGAGGGUGACCUACUAUCCUCAGGUAGUGCUUGGCUUUCCGUUUGCCUGGUCAAUUUUUGUCAGUAUCGGCGCUCUGGGUAUGACACCUCUCGAUGAGCAUUACAUUAAGGCGACCAUUGCGUUGUGCGCGGCCAAUGUCUUCUGGACAAUCACCUAUGACACGAUCUACGCUCACCAAGACAUCGAGGAUGACGAGAAGGCUGGGGUGAAAGGGAUGGCAUUACGUUUUCGGCAUACGACGAAGACUUUGGCAAGCGUCUUGUCCAUCGCACAAGUCGCAUGCUUGGCUCUUUGUGGGGUUUUCGCAGAUUUCGGUAUACACUAUUUCGUCGGAACCGUCGGAGGCGUUGCCUUUAGUAUGACCUACUUCAUUUAUGAUGUUGACCUUCAAAAUCCUGAAAGUUGUGGGUCGUGGUUUCGUGAUCAGUUUAUUGUUGGGGCAGGGUUCUUGUCUGGACUGAUUUCUGAGUACACCAUGAAGCUGAUUCUUUAG
This is a messenger RNA of Diaporthe amygdali, 1032 nucleotides long. RefSeq lists its product as uncharacterized. Gene Ontology annotation, biological process: ubiquinone biosynthetic process. Bases 1 to 1032 code for a protein of 343 amino acids. Gene Ontology annotation, molecular function: 4-hydroxybenzoate polyprenyltransferase activity. Lineage: Eukaryota; Fungi; Ascomycota; Sordariomycetes; Diaporthales; Diaporthaceae. The record is from RefSeq and is a predicted model, not a curated record. The transcript has a single exon. Gene Ontology annotation, cellular component: mitochondrial inner membrane.